AUGAUGAUGCCGCCGCCGCCGCGCACGCCGUCCUCCCUCCGUGACCUGCUCGCGCGGGAGCGCGUCGACGAGGACGACGACGACGCGCCGCAGCUGGCUCCGCGCUGCGCCACCGCCCGGUCGCCCCAGCGCCCCCGCGGCGCGUCGUCGAGGUCGAGGUCGUGCAGGCACGCGUCGCCGCCACCGCCGCCGCCGCUGGCCACGACCACGACGACGAGGGAGGAGGAGGGGGAGGCCGCUGCCGCCGGCGCAGUGGUGGCCGUGCUGUCCGCGUACGCCGGGAGGCUGCUGAGGGACGCGGACUUCAGGCGGGCGCUCCGCGACAAGUGCACCGCGUGCCUCGCGCCCGCCGCCGCGGGCGGCGACGACGCGGCGGGCCGCCCCGUGCUGGCCAACCUCGAGCUCGGAAUCGAGAGCAUCGAGCGCCUCGCCGCCGACAACGGCUCCGCCUCCGCGCAGGCACAGGCGCAGGCGCCGCGCGACGCCAAGAUCCGCUCGCUCCGCAACUCCAUCCGCCUCCUCAGCGUCGUCGCGUCGCUCCACUCGCCGCGCCCCGGCGCCGCGGGGGACGGCGGCGGCCGCACCUGCGGGGUGCCCAACUCCCACCUCGCCGCCUGCGCGCAGCUCUACCUCGCCGUCGUCUACAAGAUGGAGCGCAACGACCGCGUCGCCGCGCGCCACCUCAUGCAGGUGUUCGCCGACGCGCCCGGCCUGGCGCGCAGGGACCUCCUCCCGGACCUCUGGGACCACGUCUUCCUGCCCCACCUGCUCCACCUCAAGGUCUGGCUCACCAAGGAGGUCGACCUCGUCGCUGACUGGGACGCCGACGACCGGUGCAGGAGGAUGAAGACCGUGCAGAGGCUCUACAACGAUCACAUGGACAGUGGCACGGCGCAGUUUGCCAUGUACUACAAGGAGUGGCUCAAGUCAGGUGCCGCCGCGCCGCCUCCGGUCCCCUCGGUGCCAUUGCCUUCCAUGCCCAGGAAUUUUGAUGGGCGCGAGAAGAACUCGGCUUCGGUGCACAGGACCUCCAUCAAUAGAGACCUGUAUAAUGCGGUUUUCGGGACAGCUCCCGGGCAAGAAGAUGUCAAAGAUGCAAAGCUGGACGAUGAGACUGGACUAGUUCUGGAUUUGGAUGUCGAAUUGGAUCAUAAUUCUGUGGGCCUGAAGACAGAGAAGCUUGCUCAUAGUAAAAUGGGGCUCCAGGAAAAGCAUUCCCACUCUCGGAAAGAAGGUGCUAUUCUAGAAACAACACCUACACAACGGAAAUCAUAUUCUUUUCGAUUAUUCUCCUGUCAAGGUGAUAUAAGCAAGAAUGUUAUCAAUCAUCCCAAAAUAGCAAAAAAGGAACUUGUGUCGGCCGAGAAAGAGCUAGACAGCAGUGAGCUAACAAUGACUCUGGAACGAGCAAUUUCCGUGGUAUCCAAUUCGGACAGCCUUAGGCAAUGCGAGGAUGCUGUGCAUGAAGUUGCCAGAGCAUGUUCAACCUCGCAAGGGGACCCAAAUUUUGUAAACUUGCUGUCAUGUGCCUCUUUUAUUCAAGGUCUUCUCGAAGUUACAUUCACCUCCAAAGACGAUGCUGUACUGGAGUCAGCUAUAUCGAUAAUGGGAAAGUUGGUUUUGGGGAAUGAGGUGAUUAGACAGCUUGUGCUCAAUGCAGAUCCACAGCUCGAGGUUUUCUUAAGACUCCUGAGAAGCAACGAGUUGUUCCUGAAGGCAGCUGUAGUGCUUUAUAUGAUGAAGCCUAAAGCUAAGCAGAUGCUAUCAUUAGACUGGAUUCCGCUUGUACUGCACAUAUUGGAGUGUGGCGAUGAGGUGCAAUCUCUGUUUUCUGUAAAAUGCGCCCCAAAAAUAGCUGCAUUCUAUUUUCUAGAUCAGCUCCUUAUGGGGUUUGAUGUUGACAGAAACAUUGAGAAUGCGAAGCAGAUGAUUGCUCUCGGUGGUUUGGACCUCCUUAUCAGCAGGCUCGAAGCUGGCGAUGCUCGCGAGAGCAGACACUGCAUUGCUCUCUUGACCACAUGUAUUCAAGCUGACGGCAGUUGUAGACACUACUUAGCUGAUAAUCUGAAUAAGGAGCCUCUUGUUCAACUUCUUGUUGGAAAUCAGAAGAAAGCUAGUGCUGCGUCCCUUAAUUUGAUGAGUGAACUCGUCUGCCUUAAUAGAACAACCAAAACUGUGGAGUUCGUCAAGGAGCUGAAAAACACUGGGUGCUUGAAUACAAUGCAUAUUCUGUUAGUCUAUCUCCAGCAGGCUCCUCUUGUCCAGCACCCACUAGCAGCUAUCAUGUUACUUCAGCUUGAUCUCCUGGGUGAUCCUUUGCAGUACAGCGUAUACAGAGAGGAAGCGAUUGAAGCCAUCAUAGCUGCUUUGGAGCACAGUUCACAGAGCAGAAAGGUCCAGGAACAGUGUGCUCGAGCUCUUUUAAUCUUGGCAGGGCGGUUUUCGUCUUCAGGAGAACCCGUAGCAGAAGCAUGGCUACUAAAGAGAGCAGGCCUAGAUGAUUCCCUCUCUGAAUCCUUUAGGAGAUCGGAAAUAUUCAAAGAUAAGAGUGUUCGAGCGGAAGAAGAAAAGCUAGUUGAAGAACGGCUGAAGAAACUUGCCAUAAUGUUACUGAAGAGUGGUGGCAAAAGGUUCCUCAUGGCACUGUCAAACUGCAUAUCUGAUGGAAUCCCAAGUCUCAGUCGAUCAUGCCUCAUCACUGUAGCAUGGAUGAGCAGCUCCCUCUCACCACUCCGUGGAUGCAACGAUUUCCAGCCUCUAGCAUGCUCCAUUCUCGCGUCUAAGCUUUUAGAUAGCUUAAGCUAUGACACAGUUUUGGAGGAGAGGGUACUUGCUUCGCUGUCACUGCUGAACAUUGUGAGACAUCCAGAAUGCAUGGAGAAGGUUUUCCCACUGAAUAAAGAAACCAUCGAGUCACUCCAAGAUCUUGCGGAGGUGACGUGGACCGCAAAGGAGCUCCUCUUUGCCUGCUGCCGAUAA
Messenger RNA from Miscanthus lutarioriparius, 2979 nucleotides. NCBI's taxonomy places the organism in Eukaryota, Viridiplantae, Streptophyta, Magnoliopsida, Poales, Poaceae. The record is from the annotation of a GenBank genome assembly.